This is a messenger RNA of Xenopus tropicalis (tropical clawed frog), 851 nucleotides long. RefSeq names its product mitochondrial ribosomal protein S18B (gene mrps18b). Gene Ontology annotation, biological process: translation; mitochondrial translation. Gene Ontology annotation, molecular function: structural constituent of ribosome. Bases 55 to 723 code for a protein of 222 amino acids. The transcript is spliced from 7 exons. Gene Ontology annotation, cellular component: ribosome; mitochondrion; mitochondrial small ribosomal subunit. The record is from RefSeq and is a predicted model, not a curated record. Lineage: Eukaryota; Metazoa; Chordata; Amphibia; Anura; Pipidae.
AUAUUUUCAUGACGUAAACGACAAGGUGCCCGUUCUACAUCACCUUCUAGUAAAAUGGCUACUUGGUUGGGUGGUCUAGGGAUAUCUACAAUCAAGAAGGCGCUAUGGUGUAAGGCUCCUGUUCCCACUUUGCCCUUGUGCAGUCGCCAACUUGCAUGUCUUGCAGACUCCUUUGAUGCAAGUUCUCGCUAUAAAGACCAGCCUUGGGAAUAUAUGAAUAGUGAAGAAUAUUUACAGCAGUAUGGUCAAAAAUCUGUAUGGGCCGAUUACAGACGAAACCAUAAAGGGCCUAUUCCACCACAAAAAACCCGUAAAACCUGUGUCAGAGGAGGAAAGACUUGUGGAAAUCCGUGCCCAAUCUGUCGGGACCAGAAACUUGGAUUGAAUUAUAGGAAUGUGAAAUUACUUCAACAGUUUAUAUGUCCCCAUACAGGAACAGUGUAUGAUCCAACAAAGACAGGUGUGUGUAUGAAACAGCAGAAGGCCUUGGUGAAAGCUAUUACAGAGGCAACAGAUCAUGGACUUCUUCCUGCUCAUGUUCCCUAUAUAGUUCUGCCUCACGAAGACUACUUAAAUAUACAUGGUGCAGUUUCUAACACACCUUCACCUAAAGCAGGACCUUGGUACACCUGGUAUGAGUGGCAGGAGCCAAACCCCAAAGAAGUAGCAAGGUUGCAGAAGCUUUAUAAACCAUACCUGAAAGAGAUGAUGGCCAAUAAAUGAAUGCACUUAGUUAUAUUCAUACUCUGGCAGUUCUUUGUCACAGACAUUAUCCUGAAAUCUGACCCUCGAUGGAAGUUGCAACUUUUUUGAACAGAGGUUUUUUGUAAUAAACCUUCAUGCUUUAGAAA